AUGGCGCUCCUCACGUACAGAACCAACAUCAACUACGAAGCGCAAUUAGCCGCCUUCGAACACUUCCUCCAGGUCUUCAAGACCACCCCGGAGCAGGCCAUCACCCAGGCGCUCGGCAACAUCAACAUCGACGAGGAUGAUUUAAGCGACGAGUACGACUUUAUGGACGAGGAUGACGAGGCUCACCAGCGCCGGAUGCAGGAGAAGGCUCGGCGUAGAGCCCCGCAGCACAAGUACCGAGACAUGCUGCAACAGCUCGCCAACCGCAAGAUUGACGAAGUGUGCAUCGAGCUGGACGACCUCGCAGCAUUUGAGGAAGACCUGAACGAAAACAUGCAGCUCACCCAGUCCAUCGAGACCAACACCAAGCACUAUGUCGAGAUCAUGUCGAGGGCAGUCGACAAGUCCAUGCCCGAGCCGGAUGCCGACAUCACGUUCAAGGACGAUGUCCUCGACGUGCUCAUGGCCCGGCGCCGGGUUCGCAACCAGGAGCUGGCCGAAGCCGCCGAGACCAUGGUGAACCCCACCAUAAUGGAGGACACCUUCCCUGCCGAGCUCACGCGGCGAUACACCCUGGUCUUCAAGCCCAGGACCGCAGUCGGCGACAAGGCCGGCAAGGCCUUGGCCGUCCGGCAGGUCCGCGGCGACCACCUGGGCCAUCUCAUCACCGUCCGCGGCAUUGCCACCAGGGUGACGGACGUCAAGCCCAUCACCCAGGUCAGCGCCUACACCUGCGAGAGCUGCGGCUGCGAGAUCUUCCAGCCCGUCUCCGACAAGCAGUUUACCCCGUUGGCGGUCUGCCCGUCCAAGGACUGCAAGGCCAACCAGUCCAAGGGCCAGCUCAACCCCUCGUCGAGGGCUUCCAAGUUCCUGCCCUUCCAGGAGGUCAAGAUCCAGGAGCUCGCUGAGCAGGUGCCUAUCGGCCAGAUUCCCAGAACCCUGACCGUUCUCUGCUACGGUAGUUCCGUUCGCAGGAUCAACCCGGGUGACGUGGUCGACAUCGCCGGCAUCUUCCUGCCGACACCGUACACCGGCUUCCAGGCCAUGCGCGCCGGCCUCCUCACCGACACCUACCUCGAGGCGCACCACAUCCUGCAGCACAAGAAGGCCUACGAGCAGAUGACUAUCGAUCCCCAGCUCGUGAGGAGGAUCGACCAGUUCCGCCAGUCGGGCCACGUCUACGAGUACCUGGCCAAGUCGAUCGCGCCCGAGAUCUUUGGCCACCUCGAUGUCAAGAAGGCCCUGCUCCUGCUCCUCGUCGGCGGUGUCACCAAGCAGAUGGGCGACGGCAUGAAGAUCCGUGGCGACAUCAACAUCUGCCUCAUGGGUGACCCCGGUGUGGCAAAGUCGCAGCUGCUCAAGUACAUCUCCAAGGUCGCGCCCCGUGGCGUCUACACCUCCGGCCGCGGCAGCAGUGGCGUCGGUCUGACGGCCGCCGUCAUGCGCGACCCGGUCACCGACGAGAUGAUCCUGGAGGGCGGCGCCCUCGUCCUGGCCGACAACGGCAUCUGCUGCAUCGACGAGUUCGACAAGAUGGACGACAACGACCGCACGGCCAUCCACGAGGUCAUGGAGCAGCAGACCAUCAGCAUCAGCAAGGCCGGCAUCUCGACGACGCUCAACGCGCGCACCUCGAUCCUGGCCGCGGCCAACCCGGUCUACGGCCGCUACAACCCGCGCAUCUCGCCCGUCGAGAACAUCAACCUGCCCGCCGCCCUGCUCUCCCGCUUCGACGUCCUCUUCCUGCUGCUCGACACGCCCUCGCGCGACACCGACGCCCAGCUCGCCAAGCACGUCGCCUACGUGCACAUGCACAGCCGGCACCCGGACCUGGGCGGCGGCGCGGGCGCCGACGUCAUCUUCUCCCCGCACGAGGUCCGCUCCUACGUCGCGCAGGCGCGCACCUUCCGGCCCGUCGUGCCCGAGGGCGUCUCCGACUACCUCAUCAAGACGUACGUGCGCAUGCGCGACAGCCAGAAGCGCGCCGAGCGCAAGGGCAAGCAGUUCACGCACACGACGCCCCGCACCCUGCUCGGCGUCGUGCGCCUGGCCCAGGCGCUCGCGCGCCUGCGCUUCUCCGACGCGGUCGUCCAGGACGACGUCGACGAGGCGCUGCGCCUCAUCGAGGCCAGCAAGGAGAGCCUGGCCGCCGAGCAGGGCGCCGCCGGCGGCCGCAGGGCGCUCAACGCCAGCAGCAGGAUCUACAACCUCGUCAAGGCGCUCGCCGACACGGGCGCGUGCCGGGCCGACGACGCGGGCGAUGACGAGGACGAGGAGGAGGACCAGUACGGCGUGGAGCUGAGCCUGAGGAAGGUCAAGGAGCGCGUCAUCGCCAAGGGCUUCACCGAGGACCAGUGGCUGACGGCCUUGGACGAGUACACCUCUCUUGAUGUCUGGCAAACAUCUGGCAACGGCACGAGGCUGACCUUUGUUACUGCUAAUAACGGUGAUGAGGACGAGAUUGACUUUUGA
Thyridium curvatum is the source of this 2472-nucleotide messenger RNA. Its product is annotated as mini-chromosome maintenance complex protein 7. The record is from RefSeq and is a predicted model, not a curated record. Gene Ontology annotation, biological process: DNA strand elongation involved in DNA replication; DNA replication initiation; DNA replication. Gene Ontology annotation, cellular component: MCM complex; nucleus. The transcript has 4 exons. The coding region runs from base 1 to 2472 and encodes 823 amino acids. Gene Ontology annotation, molecular function: single-stranded DNA helicase activity; ATP hydrolysis activity; ATP binding. Lineage: Eukaryota; Fungi; Ascomycota; Sordariomycetes; Thyridiales; Thyridiaceae.